UCCAGCAGAUCUCAGAGAGGCUCCCAACAGCAGGUGAGAAGCCUCGGUGCCCCUCCAGCCAAGCACCUGCUCUGCCCAGGGCCGCCCGCCGUGGAGCCAGCCGGGAUGUUCGGGCUCUGGAGAACCGUCAACAAUGUGCUCUUCUACCUCACCCUGGCCGUGGGCCUCGCAGGCCUGCUGGGCAACGGGCUGGUCCUCUGGCACCUGGGCCUGCACAUCAAGAAAGGCCCCUUGUCCCUGUACCUGCUCCACCUGGCGGCCGCCGACUUCCUGUUCCUUGGCUGCCAGGUGGGCCUCUCCGCUGCGCAGGCCGCCCUGGGUGCCCAGGACAGCCUCUACUUUGUGGUCCCCUUCCUGGGCUUCUCCGCGGGCCUCUGGCUGCUGGCGGCCUUCAGCGCCGAGCGCUGUCUCUCCCACCUCUUCCCGGCCUGCUACCGGGGCCGCCGUCCCAGGCACACCUCCGCCGUGGUCUGCGGCCUCAUCUGGGCCCUGACGCCGCCCGCCGUGCUGCUGCCAGCACACGCCUGCGGCCUGCUGGGGGGCCGCGCGCGCCCGGGCACCUGCCUGCGGUACCACGCGGCCAGCGUCACGUGGCUGCUGUCCCUGGUGUGUGGGGCCUGCGGGGCCGGCCUGGUGCUCUUCGUCUGGGGGGGCUGCUGCUCCCAGCGCCCGCGGCCCCAGUUCUUCGGGGUCACGGUGGGCUCCGCGCUCCUGCUCCUGCUCUGCGGCCUGCCCCUGGUCUUCUGCUGGAGCCUGCGGCCGCUGCUCGGCUUCCUGCUGCCACUCUUCGUCCCGCUGGCCACGCUGCUGGCCUGCAUCCACGGCAGCGCCAAGCCACUCUUCCACUUCAUGGCCGGCCGCCAGCCGGGCCCCCCGCAGCCUCUGCGGGCCGUGCUCCAGCGGGCCCUGGGGGAGCAGGCCCCGCUGGAGGCCGGGGGGCUGUCCCUGCCCAUGGGCCUCCUGUAGCUAGCUGCCAGCCAGGGCGGACCCUUCCCCGGGGACCCCGCGGCACCCCGGCUCACCAGCCCAGGGGACCCCAGGCUGAGGACAGGGCCAGACCAGGGUUCCUGACCCCUGCAGCCCCCGGAGCCUGAGGAGGUCCAGGAGCCCGGGGUUGGGGAAGGACUCAGGGGCGCGGAGCAGCGCAUCCCCAGGCAGGGCCCCCCCCCCCCCCGCCCACCCCGCUCUGGCCUCCUCCCCACCCUGCCCCAGCUCAGGCCGCAGGCGCCGAGGCGCACCUGGAAAAGCAGGACUGACAGGUGGCCCCAGGGCCCAGAGCGGGGCUGGACGGACGGGAGCGCAGGGGAUGGCGGUGCCCACGCGCUUGACUCUUCCUCCGCGAGAGGGGCGUAGAACCCGGCCGCGCCCCCGCCCCCCCAGCCCCGGCACCCCAGCAGUUCCUCGCCGGCCGCCAGACAGCGCUGCAUCCUCACCAAGUGCGGCUCGCGGAGCGGUGGCGGGGGCUCGCUGCAGGGGGCUGGCACAGCCGCGGGGGAGCGGGGCUCGCUG
Molecule: messenger RNA, 1509 nt
Organism: Lutra lutra (Eurasian river otter)
Lineage: Eukaryota; Metazoa; Chordata; Mammalia; Carnivora; Mustelidae
Gene: MRGPRG
Product: MAS related GPR family member G
Exons: 2
Coding region: 106-966 (286 amino acids)
Biological process (GO): G protein-coupled receptor signaling pathway
Cellular component (GO): membrane
Molecular function (GO): G protein-coupled receptor activity
Source: RefSeq, a predicted model, not a curated record